GAAAGCGGAACAAAGAAAAAUGGGAUUAUGGGCAUGUUUAGCAGUGAUAUCACCAUUUCCAUUUUACUACUAUCUCUGGACACAUCCUCAAAAAUGGGUCGAUCUCUGUGGAAGUGGAAGUGGACGUGACCCUUGCAAAGUUAUGGCUAUCGUCUCUCAUUUUAUAAAGUUCAUCCAAUUCAUCUCACUCUUAUCGGUUUCCACAUUUUCAUGGCCUCCUCCGCUUUAUUUUUGGCCCCUUUUCAUCUUUGGUCAGUUCCUUAAUUUCAGGGUGUAUCAACUGUUGGGAGAAGCUGGCACUUACUAUGGGGUCCGCUUUGGGAAGAAUAUCCCUUGGGCAACAGAGUUUCCUUUUGGAGUAAUAAGAGAUCCUCAGUAUGUCGGCAGCAUUUUGAGUUUGCUAGCUUGCCUCUCUUGGGUUCCUUUCUUGUAUAUUUUCUUAUGGGUAUUGGGAUAUGCAUUUAUAAUACAAGUUGAAUCCAAGGAAGAUCCAGCUACUCGUGCAAAGCCGCUUUCUUGAGUCUAUAGAAGAUACAUCUGCCAACUUCAAGGAACUAGUACUGCUUGCUUCUGCAUUCCAGAGAAGGAAUCCUUUUGAUAAAGUUCUUGUAUCAAUGGUUUCUUGAGUUCUCGAGCCCUUUUUUAAUAUCAGACUCAGCAAUAUUUUGGACGAUUCUAUAAUCAACAAGGUUGGGUCCUUAGACAAAUACAUGUUAAGACAUUGAAGCAAUAAGUAGAAGACUUUUAGUUGGAGUGUUGGACCAACUAAGAUGUACUCUUUUAUGCUAGUGGAUGGAAUCACAAAAGACCAUCUCAUCAGUUGCUUUCAGAUAAUGAUUGUUUUUA
This is a messenger RNA of Solanum verrucosum, 846 nucleotides long. Its product is annotated as phosphatidyl-N-methylethanolamine N-methyltransferase. Gene Ontology annotation, molecular function: S-adenosylmethionine-dependent methyltransferase activity. Lineage: Eukaryota; Viridiplantae; Streptophyta; Magnoliopsida; Solanales; Solanaceae. The coding region runs from base 20 to 520 and encodes 166 amino acids. Gene Ontology annotation, biological process: phosphatidylcholine biosynthetic process. The record is from RefSeq and is a predicted model, not a curated record. The transcript is spliced from 3 exons.